CCCAUACCAAUACUGCCAGUUAAUGGUAUAACCGAUAAAUGCCGAAAAUCGGUUCAAUAAUCGGUUAAACCGUUAACCAGAUAACCGGUUACCACCCCUAGAUGGUACCAUCCAUUAAGAGGUUGGAUGGUAUCCAUAAUGUGGGAUGCCACCAUCCACUUUUAGUCUGGAUGAUCAAACUAGGAUUGGACACAUGAUGACCAAGUAUUGGAUGGUCACCCAAGUAGUAUUUCAAGAGGAAAAGUAUUUUGGUGUAAACAGUUGUCAUUUUCAACGAUGACGUUGGAAAUCCAGAUCGGGAGAAGACUACAACGCUGGAAAUCUGGAUCGACAGCUCUCCUUUCUGCUUCUCUCCUCUGAAGGCUAUCGAUCUCUUCGAAAAUGCUAUGAAUUUCUUGUUGAAGCAGAUUGGAAGCAGCGGUGGCAACUCAGGAGGGGAUAAGCGGCGGUGGAAGAAAUCCCAAUUCAGGGAAAAAUCCCCAAAGCCUUGCCGUCGGUUGUAAUUGGAUUUUGUUUUUAGUUUUUUUAUUUUGGUGUAAGGAUUUUUAAAUUUCACUAUGCCUAAUUACGAAUUAUUUUUUAGAAAUUACUUUUAAAUCAAUAAUACUUUUUAAUUUGACAUUGCACACACGUGGCAUGACAUGGCGGUUGAGAGUUGCGUGGCAGUUGAGGAGGCGCCACCUCAGCUUGCUAUUGACUGUGGUUAAUGCCAUCUCUAACGUUGUUAAUGUUUCUAACGAAAAUGACUAAAUAUGUCAAACGAGUUUCAAAAGUGUGGCUAUAUAUGUAUAUUUUUCAAAAAUUGGUGAUUAUUGUCACAACUCACAAAGUGCAAAUAUAUUGCUAUCGAAGUGUUUUUUGUCCCUAUAUCCAGGAGUAUUUUGUUUUCCUAGAAUAAAACCACGAGAAUUUGGAUGCCAAUGCCAUAGAUGAUCACUUUUUCUCAAAUAACUUGGUCUGUUUUGCGCACAUUUAGACUCCUCCAUAUGUAUGUCGAUUCUCGUAGGUCUGCAAAUCAGACUGCUCAUAUUAUAAUUGCCAGAAAGACAGAAUACAACAAAGACAAUCAUUGGAUCUCUGAACCCACUGGGAUCUGUUCGAGAAAGCAGUUGGCCUCUGAGUUAAGUUAGAAAAAGGUUUUGGAAUUUGACCGUUUCUUUCCGUUUCCUUGUGUCCUAAGGAUUAAUUAAGUUUGCAAAAAGGAAAUUUCCCGGUUAAGAAAUCAAAGGCGAAAAUCUAAACACAUACAAUACACAAAUAAGAAACGGUAAAGCAAGCGUGUUCGUAGCGCCGGGUCGGGUCCAUCUUUUGGAAAAUAAAGGAUUAAGCUGGUGUCAAUCAAAUUACUCGUAUUAACAUCUGACCGAUUACAAUUAAUUAAUUAAACAGAUUAAUCUUAAUCCCAUAAUCUGCGCCCCCACUAAUCAUCAUAAUCUCCACCCUCUUCAAUCAUCAUUAUAUAUCUACACCGCCCUUUCCUUCCCCGGCGAUCAACCGAUUUCCGCCCGCUUCCAUCAUAAUUAAACUGACCAACCCAAAACAGCACCCAACAAACAAACAAAACACUCUCUCCUCUCCCAUGGGUCGCCACCGCGGCCGGCUGAGAAUCCUCGUCGGAAUCGUGAAAGACAAGUCCUCCUUCCUCAAAGCCUUCCUCAUCUCCCCUGCCAAACCCAAGCUCCGCCUCGCAAUCCUCCGCGCCACCUCCCACGCCGCCGCCUCCCCUCCCUCCGACCGCUCGAUCUCCGGCGUCCUCUCCCUCGGCGGCCACGGCUCCCGCCGCACCGCCGGCACCUGCAUCGAGUCCCUCAUGGACCGCCUCCACGCCACCAAGAGCGCCUACGUCGCAAUCAAGUGCCUAUUCACCGUCCACGCCGUGUUAACCAAGGGCUCCUUCAUACUCAAAGACCAGCUCUCCGUCUACCCUGCCUCCGGCGGGAGGAAUUCCCUCAAUUUGUCGAAAUUCCGCGACGGGUCCGACCCGGAGAGCUGGGAGCUCUCGUCGUGGGUCCGGUGGUACGCCGCCGUCAUCGAGCAGAAUCUCGCCGUCUCGAGAACCCUAGGUCGAUUCCUCUCCGCCGCCGCCGCCGGCGGCGGGAAGGAGGAAGCCAUUCUGGAGAAGCCGAACGGGGAUUUGAUAACCGAGGUCGAAAUUCUGGUCGAUUUCGCCCAAUCAGUGUGCGAGGCUCCGAAUUCGCUUCAAUUGCAGAAGAACGAUUUGGUUUACGAGGUGGUGAAAUCGGUUGGGGAAGACUACAGGUUGGUCCAGCGGGAGAUUCUAAUUAGGGUUGGGGAAUUUCGGGAGAGAAAACUGCGGAGCUUGAGCUUCGGCGAGUUGACUCGGCUGGUGGCGGAGUUGAGGAGGUUGGAGGGUUGCCGAGAGAGGCUGAGCUUGCUGUUUGUUAUCGGGAAGAGGAACGAUGCUCUGUGGGAGGCGGUGGCGGAGACUGUGAAGGAGAUUUCGGAAGCGGUGAUGGAGAAGGACGAGAUGAAGAGGUUGGUGCCGGUGACGGCGGCGGUGAGAUCAGUGAGGUGGAUGCCAGCGGCGGCGAGGAACGGUUCGAUCGAGUUGGGUCGUGUGGUGGAGGCGGCGAAGGUCGGAGGACACAACGGUGGCGGGUCGAUUGAUUGGUUGUGAUGAGUUCCGAGUUGGACUCGGCCGGUUGAUUUGGCUUUUUGAAUUUCUUGGGAGGGAUUUUCAUUUUUGACAAUUUGUUUUUUCAUUUUUUUUUUUACCAUAAAGAUUAAAGAAUGUGUUUUUUUAUAUGAUAUUAACAAUUAUUUGGGCUGCCUUUUCUAACGGGCCGGUAGUAAGUACCUUUUUUGUUUUUUUAUUUUUGUCUGGGUUUUGUUGCUUUUGUUGUACACAGUGUAGUCACAAAGUGGGACUGUGGGAGUAGUGGGCCCACUUUAGGAAUCCAAGAUCAGAAAUUAGUCCGUUGCUAAAGUCUGUUUGCUAGAUUAGGGAACAUAUGUACUACCUCGUAAUGAUACUUACCCCUGGUUUUCUUUUUGAUAUAGUUAUUCCAGAAAGAGCCGAAAAUAUAAUAAAUUAUCUUCUUUUUAAUAAUCUAUGUUAAAAACUAUAUAUAAAGACAAUGGCUAAUCAGAGGGUUGAUUUCUUAUAAAUUUUUUUUGUCACCAUAUAACUAUUUCAUUUUAUACACUUAGCUUCUAUCAUGAACAGUAGGAAUUAGGGGUGGGCAUUCUGUCACCGAACUUCUUCUAAAUAGAACCAAAUCAAUUAUUAACAAUUUAUUAUUGCAAAGUUUAAUUAAUAAUCAACAAUAUGAUUUUUCUAAAUGAUUAAUUACGAUGUGUGACAAAAACUAGGACAUUUUUAGUCUUCCAUCUUGAAAUUUUGGCACUAUUUUUUUGUCAAUAGAUCACUUGCAUUACCAAGAUGAAAGAUAAAGUGUUUACAGGGCCGAAAUUGCCCACGAAUGAAAAUCAAAACAUGAAAUACUCAUAGUGCACAAAAAAAGGAGUUUUUUAGCCUCCAAAUGAGCCAUCCGCUUGUUCUGGCUACCUAUAAAUCAGAUUGACACAUCACUAAAUUUCUACUUCCAACCUAUAAUCUCUUGCAUAGUGUCCAUCACUAUACCGACGUGAAUUUUACCGAUGACCACCUGAUCAUCCCCCUGGAAAACAACCCUUUGUAGACCUUGUAAAGGGCACAACAUAUUGCAUCCCAAAAGGCCACAAUUUCCACCACGUACAGAUCCACCAGUCCUACAUAUCAAGCCUCCUGCACAAAAAGAAUAGAACCCGCCCUAUCUUGAACAACCAAACCCCCUGCACCAUGCGACGUUGUGCUCACCGCCCCAUCCACAAAACAAACAACCUCAUCCCCCAAACUUUUCUUCAAUCCUCUAAUGACAUUAAGUCGUAAUCAGGAGCUGACUCAGCACGAAGCAAUCCCAUCCAUUCGUGGAGUUGGAGGGAGUGCUGCUUCAGAAGCACCAGAUUAGUAUAUUGGAUACACUCGAAGACAACCCUAUUUAUGGACUUCCAGAUCCUCCAUUUCAAAGAAACAAGCAGCUUAAUGCGCAUUGGAGAAUCAUCCUGCUCUACCAAAGGAUAGAAGAACAAAGCAAAGUUUAUUUCCAGCAAUCUCUGUCGAAGUGGCAAGAGGUCGGAUCCUGCCCAGAAACAAAUGUUUCAUUGUCUUCGAAAUCCGAAUGUUUCGAACACACUGGGUAGUGACCCGAAAUGACACAUCUUUUCUCUAGCAACGCCUCGGCAGUCGAAAGGAUCCGACGCAUCACUUGCCAAACAACGAAUAUGAGCUUUGGUGCAAUCUGAAAUCCCCAAAAUCUCUUCCAAAACGACAUAUCAAACCAGGGAACUUCAUAUUUCCAAACUCCCUUCCACAUGUUUAGACGCACAACCAAAUGGUAACCUGACUUUAUAGUAUAUAUCCUAGAGUUAUCCUUAUGCUAAAUCAGGAGGUCUGAAACAAGAUCCCGAGGUAGAGGGAUUUGCAAGACCGUGUGGACAAAAUCCGAGGUACAGGGACAUAUCCCAAAGUUCUCCUUAUUCAAUUAUUGUUGCUUAUUUCUAAUGUUAGUGUUGUUGGUUUUUUUGUCUAUUGACCUUGCAGUUAGACAAAAGAAUGUACAAGGGAUAAACAUGUGUAAGGCAGUUGCCAGACUUAGGCGUGGUGAAAAGUUGUCGAUUGGCUUCUACAAAAAUCAAGAUAUCAGGACAAAUAGAGCAGCUUGGUCAAGCUUUAUUGGAUUGGUUGUUCGCCAUCCCCAUAUUUGUUCCUUCAAAUCAGGGAGAUGGAGGUCCAAGGGUAGGACAAAAUUUGAACACAUGUGGGAUGCACUCACAGUAAGGAGGAGCAUGUGAUUGUGACUUAUGACGAGAAAAAUGUCAAGUUAUUAAUCUAAUUGUUUCUAGAGUGUUUAAAGACAUUUAAGGUUGACGAGAACAAUAAUUGCAUGAAUAUUCUACAAUCCUAAUAUGAUAGAUUACAAGUAUCAUACUUUAAUGCAUAUGCAUGAUCGUUAGAAUAAAUGGAGAUCUGUCUUGUAUCUUAAAUAUGCAAAGCAUGUGGCAAUAAAGAGGAAGCUAUGAACAUAAGCCAGAUGGAGUAGGUUGCUGAGAAGAUUGGGAGUUGUGUGUGAAGCAUGUUUUUACACUAGUGAGUUUCAGGUUGUUACAGAAUUUUCUCAUAUAUACUUGUAACUAGUAUGAUUUAAUAAAAUGAGAGUAGUUCUAAUGGGUUUUCCAGCAAUGCAGAAACUGAGCAAGAACAAUGCGGUGAAUAGAAUAAAGAACUCUAUGAAUCAUCAUAGUGGCAGCAAGCCUCAUCGAGAACAUUUUUAUGAAAUUGUAAGUUUCUGCUAUUUUUUUGCUCAUUAUUGCAGUAGUAGAAUUGUUGUUUUUUAUAUGGAAUUGUUGUUUUCCUGGAUGUACAGGCUGCCAUGUAACUGAUUAUGAAGUGGAAUUACUGUUGCCAUUUUGCUUCCGUUAUCAGCAUAAUUGUUUGUUCAGUUGUUACAUAUUUUGAAAUGAAGUUGUUGCUGCCAUGUGCUUUUGUUAUUGAUAGAGCUACUGGUUCACUAGUGACUGAUUGUAGAAUUCAAGGAUUGAUACUAGUUUGUGUGACUAAUUUGAUUAAGUCUUUAUACAUUGAUUCAUAGCCAAGUUGGUUCAGUUGUGGAUGAAAUCACAAAAUUACUGUGAAUGGAAUUAUUGUUGUUAUGUGUUCAAUUAAGUGAUUAUCGAUUCAUUAAAAUCAUGUUUAUCGGGUGGAAAAGAUGGUACUCCUCCAACUAUAAAUAAAGUGUUUUUUUAGACACACGAGCAUAGGUGAAAUAAAGGAACUAGUAACAAAAGAAAUACAUGUAAUAUGCGAUUCUUUAAGUUUUGAGUAUGUUCAUAUAUAUCUAUUAUCGGUUGUAAUUAUUGAUUGUUUCAUUUUCAUAGGCUAGACUUGUUGAAAUAGUUGCGGCUAAUCCAAGUUGGAGCAAAUAGAGUUGGUACAAUAGUACUAUGGAGAGCAAAGUAAUGGACAUACCAUCAAAUUUAGUGGCGGAUUAAGGCAUAAAGACUUUGAAGUGUU
This is a messenger RNA of Linum trigynum, 6073 nucleotides long. NCBI's taxonomy places the organism in Eukaryota, Viridiplantae, Streptophyta, Magnoliopsida, Malpighiales, Linaceae. The record is from the annotation of a GenBank genome assembly.